Striga asiatica is the source of this 456-nucleotide messenger RNA. Lineage: Eukaryota; Viridiplantae; Streptophyta; Magnoliopsida; Lamiales; Orobanchaceae. The record is from the annotation of a GenBank genome assembly.
AUGCUAUCUGCAGCUCUAGUUUUAAUCGCACAUUUGGCUCUUGCAUUAGAUGGCAAAACCAUUGUAAGAAAACUUGAUUCUGAAGAAGAUGUAGCUGUGGCUCUUGCAAAAUACACAGCUAGUCUUUCGCAUAAAUUUACAAAAGAGAUGGGUUCUUUUUCCAUUGCACUCUCAAGAGAUACACUCAUCUAUACCAUGAGAGCAGUUCCAUUGACUGAUCCAUUGAGCAAUUACAAAUUAGCUUUUGAUGGUUUUCUUUCCAAGGUACCAAUUCAAAAAAAUAACGCCUACUCUAUACCCUACAAGAAUUCGCCAUCUGACACUAAGAAACUUGUCUUGGUCGAGAAGAUAAUCAUCCUUAUAUCAACAGAUAGAUUUCCAAUAUUCGACAUCAUUUUGAAUGGUAUCGGGUUCGACAGCCACAUAACAUCUCUUUUUCCAAACAGACCUCAGUAG